This is a messenger RNA of Pseudomassariella vexata, 843 nucleotides long. RefSeq lists its product as uncharacterized. NCBI's taxonomy places the organism in Eukaryota, Fungi, Ascomycota, Sordariomycetes, Amphisphaeriales, Pseudomassariaceae. The record is from RefSeq and is a predicted model, not a curated record. The coding region runs from base 1 to 843 and encodes 280 amino acids. The transcript has a single exon.
AUGGCGAUCGAAUCCGGUCUUCCGUCUCGCUAUGAGAUCCGCACACUUGGCCCAGAGCACUCAGACUGGGCCAACGCAAUCGUAAUGCACAGCACCUCAUUCGCGUCACCAGUCUGGUCGAAAAUCUACUCCGAGGGCAAGACGGGAAUGUGCUAUAGCAUGUUCAAGGUGGGCGCACACUUGAUCAACCACCAGAUCGAGUCCGGCCUGUCUCUCGGCAUCUUCGACAAGGAGUACAAGUUCAAGCGCCCUGAGUCGGUGGCAACGGGUGGUAAGCUGUACUGGAACUUGAACGACGAGAGCGCGGAUGAGGUCGCGCUGCUAGAGCAGAUGGAUUUCCCGCUGGUAUCUGUGGCCAUGGCCUACGACAGCUCCAACCCGCUCGACAUGGCUCGAAUCACGCCGUUGGUUGAGAUCAUGCCGCUGCUCGGCGUACGAAACAGGAUUCUUCAAGAGCGUGAUACGCGAGAUCCGAAAAGCUGGCAAGCUACAGGCCCUGGUCAGGUGCUCUUCCGCAACGCCACAGCGACAAAAGCGGGCGAAGAAGGCCGCGGACUCAUGAAGCUGCUUGCGCAGUACAUGAUGCGGAAGUCGGCGGCGGAGGGGUUCCGCGGCAUUCAGAUCCAGUGUCUCCAUGAUGCCGUUAAUCAUGUGUGGAGUCAGCCGCCGGAGCCGUUCAAGGGAGAGGUCGUGGCCAAGUUCAACUGUGCUUCGGACGAGGAUGAGGAAGUCAGGCGCAGCUUUCAAGGGUCAAAUCAGGAUAUCACGAAGGUUUACGUAACACUGAAGUUGUUGGACCAAAUUGACCGUCAAAAGACGAGGGACCCACUCGUUGUAGAAUGA